AUGAAGCUCUACGCCCUCUUUGUCUUUGCCUCCACAAUUGCGGCAGUGGCUGCUGCCCCUGUGGAAGAGACACCAAGGUCCAUUGACGCUACGGUCAAAAACGACGUCUCUGACGGCCCUGAGAAGCGCAGCAGCGAUGCCAGAUACAAGUAUGACAGCUACGACGCUCCUGAGAAGCGCAGCAGCGAUGCCAGAUACAAGUAUGACAGCUACGACGCUCCUGAGAAGCGCAGCAGCGAUGCCAGAUACAAGUAUGACAGCUACGACGCCCCUGAAAAGCGCAGCAGCGAUGCCAGAUACAAGUAUGAUGUCUACGACGCACCACAGUAGGGCGGAAAUAAGCCUUGAUGUGCAACUCCUCGUCACUGUCUCCAUGACCGCGGAGCGAGGUGCAGGCUAAACAAAGAUGGAAAAACUAAGUUUCUCGCGGAGGGUAAAAUCAGUUCUAUCUCAACGGAAAACAAAGUUAGUUGGAGAGAUUCGCUUCUUAAUGACUUGGGAGCGUCAAGUCAUCAUAGUAUGCGAGGAGAACUGUACUGCGUUAGCUCUACUUUCGGAUAGUGAAUUACGUUGAUGCUCCUU
Molecule: messenger RNA, 582 nt
Organism: Aspergillus nidulans FGSC A4
Lineage: Eukaryota; Fungi; Ascomycota; Eurotiomycetes; Eurotiales; Aspergillaceae
Exons: 2
Coding region: 1-330 (109 amino acids)
Source: RefSeq, a predicted model, not a curated record